Coniosporium apollinis CBS 100218 is the source of this 1698-nucleotide messenger RNA. RefSeq lists its product as uncharacterized. The transcript has 4 exons. NCBI's taxonomy places the organism in Eukaryota, Fungi, Ascomycota, Dothideomycetes. The coding region runs from base 1 to 1698 and encodes 565 amino acids. The record is from RefSeq and is a predicted model, not a curated record. Gene Ontology annotation, molecular function: flavin adenine dinucleotide binding; NADP binding; N,N-dimethylaniline monooxygenase activity.
AUGCCCUACCGCCGCGACAUCGGCACCCAGCCCGAAGGGCCCCGCGAAAUCACUUCCGAUACCCCCUCCCAACCACCGACAGACAGCUACGCGGACCCGCUCGAGACCGACGUCCUGAUCGUCGGCGCGGGCUUCGGCGGCGUCUACCUCCUGCACCGGCUGCGCGACGAGCUGGGCUUCAAAUGCAAGAUCUUCGAGGCCGGGAAGGAGCUCGGCGGCAUCUGGCACUGGAACUGCUACCCAGGUGCCAGGGUUGAUACACAAGUCCCGAUCUAUGAGUAUAGCAUGGAGAAGGUCUGGAAGGACUGGACCUGGCGCGAGAAGUACCCAAACUUCCAGGAACUCCGCGAAUACUUCGAUCAUGUCGACAAGGUCCUUGACAUCAAGAAAGACGUCGCCUUCGACACGCGCGUCGUGGCGGCCCACUUCGACAAGCCGUCCGCGAAAUGGAUCAUCAAGACCGAGGACGGCCGCACCGCCUACGCGCGCUACUUCCUACUCGCCACCGGCUUCGCUGCCAAGCGCCACUUCCCCGACUGGCCGGGCCUCGACAGCUUCAAGGGCGAGAUGCACCACAGCUCGUUCUGGCCCGAGGAGGGCGUUGACAUGAAGGGAAAGCGCGUCGCCGUCAUCGGCACCGGGAGCACAGGCGUGCAGCUCGCGCAGGAGAGCGCGAAGCAAGCGAAGUCCGUGACGGUGUUUCAACGGACGCCGAACCUAGCGCUGCCGAUGCGACAGCGGAAGCUGGACCACAAGGAGCAGAUGGACGCGAAGGGCCAGUAUCCGCAGAUCUUCAAGGACAGGAUGAAGACCUUCGCGGGCUUCUCGUACGACUUCGCGGAAAAGAACACUUUCGACGACUCGCCCGAGGAGCGCGAGAAGUUCUACGAGUCCCUCUGGGAGGCGGGCGGGUUUCAGUUCUGGCUCGCGACGUACAAGGACAUGUUAUUCGACAUGGACGCGAAUCAGGAGGCGUACAACUUCUGGCUCAAGAAGACGCGCGCGAGGAUUACCGAUCCGGUCAAGAGGGAUAUCUUGGCGCCGCUGGAGAAGCCGCAUGCGUUUGGCGUGAAGAGGCCGAGCUUGGAGCAGGAUUACUAUGAGAUGAUGGAUCGGCCUGAGAACGAGGUCGUGGAUGUGAAGGCGACUCCGAUUAAGGAGGUCAAGGAGAACGGGAUCUUGACUGAGGAUGGCAAGUUUAGGGAGUUCGAUAUCAUUGCGCUGGCUACUGGAUUUGACUCCGUGACGGGAGGAAUGAAGAACAUGGGAUUGAAGGACGUGGACGGUGUGGAUCUCUCGAAGAAGUGGGAGAUGGGCACCUGGUCUUACCUAGGCAUGUCCUGCUCCGGCUACCCGAACAUGUUCUUUCUAUACGGCGCGCAAGGCCCAACGGCAUUUAGCAACGGUCCGUCAUGCGUUGAAGUGCAGGGCGAGUGGAUCGUCGACGCGAUGAAGAAGCUCAGGGACGAGGGCAUCAAGUACAUCGAUCCGCUCCGCGAGUCCGAGGAGUACUGGAGGAAGAAUGUCACGGAGAUCAGCGACAAGACACUCUUUCCUACGGCGAACUCAUGGUAUAUGGGCGCCAAUAUUCCUGGCAAGCCGCGUGAGCAGUUGAACUAUGCGGGCGGCAUUCCAUUGUACGAGAAGGAGUGUAGGGAGUCGCUGAACAACUCGUUCAAGGGAUUUGUGACCGCGUGA